UGAAGAAGGAGAUGACGUAGCAGCAGUUCAGUUCAUACCAGUGCAGUUAGAUAUUAACAUCAUGUAUGUGAUAUCUAUGGCAGUAACCCCAGGAAAAGCUAACCAACAAACACCAUGGCGACCGAGAAGCAGAAGAUCCACUUCUGGUCGGACGAGGAAACUAUAUUCAUGCUCCAGCAGCUAAAGGAGCUUAACAUUUUGAAGUAUUUGGAUGGUCGGAAAACGCGGAACGGGAAAAUAUUUAUAAAAACUUCUGAGCGCCUGAAUGAGGCCGGUUUCAUCAGGACGGCAGAACAGGUCCGCGUCCGGUGGAAGCACCUUAAACACAACUACCACAACGUCAAGAAAACAGAUGCAUACAAUCGUGUGUGGCCUUUUUGCGACAUAUUGGAAGAACUGCUCGGAAACAACAUCUUGUCCAAAGCUGGAGACCACGAUGUGGACAUUGGAUUAAGCUCAGACUGCUCGAUGGACGUCACUUCAGCUGUCUCAGACUGCGUUGGCGUCUCAGCUCCUGCACAUCCCCCCAUGGACCCUGCACUACGUGAUCAUGAUUACUGCAUGGUGGGCAGCAGGAAGAAUGUGCAGGACAAGACAACUCAAUGUGGUGAUUUUAGGUACUCCAUGCUUCAAAACAACUCUGAUGCUUUGCGCCACACUGGUAUAUCCCUGGAGGUAUUUGACAUUCUUGUGUCAACACUGGAAAAAAAUGUGAGCAAUGCAUUUCCAAUGUCAGUGCAAGAUCAAGUUCUCAUGACACUGAUGAAAUUAAGGACCAACCAUGUGACAGGUUAUCUGAGCAAGCAGUUUUUUAUAUCAGAGAGCAUGGCUAGCAAGAUCAUCUCAUAUUGGAUUGACAAAUUGGAUGAAGUUCUGCGACCUCUGAUUCCGUGGCUUCCAAGAGAAACUAUUCAAGCAACCAUGCCUGUAACAUUUAAGGAGAAGUUUCCUAAUACAACAUGUAUUGUUCACUGCACUGAUUGCCUCUUACAAAAAAACCAAGACCUUGAUUCAAAAGGGGAAUCAUACAGCCAUUAUUAUGACAAAAUGAAGUACCUGGUCGCUGUUGCUCCAUGUGGACUUAUCAUGUUCGUCUCUACAGCAUAUCUAGGUCAAUGCACAGACAAAUAUAUAACUUUUGAGUCAGGAUUAUUAGACUACUUAAUGCCUGGAGAUGAGGUCAUGGCAGAGCAUGGCUCUUCCAUAAAAGAUCUGCUGUUUAAUGAGAAAAAUGUUAACUUAGUAAUGUACUCUUUCAGAAAUGAGGAACAGGACACACACAUAGGACAAACUGCACAUGUAAUAGUUGAUGUUGAAAGAGCAAUCACACGCUUGAAAGUUUACAAGAUUUUAACACAGGUGGUUUCAAACACCAUGGCUCUUCAAAUAAACAAGAUCCUGAGAAUAUGUUCUGCUCUCGUCAAUUUAAGGGAGGAAUUCAUUCGUGACUCACAUUGAUGUACCAGUGAUCAACAUGAGUGGACUGUAUUAGCACGAAUGUCAAGAACAUUAUGCAGGACCAACUAAUGAAACUGUGCAGCGGUGACAUUAAAAUCUGAAAUGGUUCAAGAGUUUCUCUGAGAAAUCUUAAUAAAAAGACAUAUUUCAAAUGAAAGUUUAGUAAAUUGUAGUAGUAACAACACUAAAGAAAUGUUUAUGCUGCAGUUGUUAUGGAGAAUGCAGGUGAGCCUACCUUGAGGAUCAUGAAUCAGGUGAAUAGCAGAGAAAUUAAACAUUUAAGCUUUCUUCUUUUUCUUGUGUUUCUGCCCAAAGAGUUAAAAACAAUUAACUAAGUGCAUUUGAACACAAAUGUAACAAUGUGAGUUAGGACCCUGAGUGGUUAUGACUGUUACCUUGAGGACUUUCAUUGCCUUUUCCAGCUUCUUCUUGUUUUUGGAGGUUUUCUUGCCGAUGGAGUAUCUCACCUUCAGGUCUCGCACUGAUGGCCCCUCCUCCUGAAAGAAGACUGAUUCUUAACAAACACAUUUGUAUAUCUUAUCAUGUACAUUGAACAAAAAAAUCACUCCCUUCCAGACUGAGAGAAGCAUCCUUUCUCUAACUACUUUAUAUAUUUUUGGUACUUGCCUCUGAGUCUGAAUCACUGUCAAUAAAACAUAAGGAGUUGUGGAUUUUAAGUGAGCAGUUUUUGUUUUGUUGUGCAGAAUGUGAAAAGUGCAUUUAGUGCCAGCAUUUUAUUAAACAACACAAUCCUGGUCACUUUUCAUAUUUACAUUUAUUUAUAUAGUAUUUACAUUUGUUUAAAGUCUAACUUGUUUUGCUUGGAACAUGAAAAAUCUGUAACCACCUUUAACAUUUAAUGUCAUGGGCUUUUUAAAUAUGACACAUUCUGUGAAUGUUUUGUACUUCUCAUUUGUAGUAAAAUACACUGUAGCCAACAUGUUGUGCAUCUUUUUAUUCUUAAAACAGAAAUUAAACUGUGACACUAUGUGUAUGCAUAACAGCCAAAAGGUUUCAUUCUGAUUCUCUGAAUGUAUGGCACACUUAUUAUCAAACCCAUAUGCAGAUGUGCAUUAAACCUGGCCCAUUAUUUUUUGUAUUACAAGUGCUAAGGUCCUUUAAUUGUGUAUUUAAAUAUGCAAAUGAUGCAUUAUUGUAAGCUGAA
This is a messenger RNA of Epinephelus moara (kelp grouper), 2623 nucleotides long. RefSeq lists its product as uncharacterized. The record is from RefSeq and is a predicted model, not a curated record. The coding region runs from base 115 to 1458 and encodes 447 amino acids. Lineage: Eukaryota; Metazoa; Chordata; Actinopteri; Perciformes; Serranidae. The transcript has 2 exons.